Messenger RNA from Vombatus ursinus (common wombat), 3674 nucleotides. RefSeq names its product lipoprotein lipase (gene LPL). The record is from RefSeq and is a predicted model, not a curated record. Lineage: Eukaryota; Metazoa; Chordata; Mammalia; Diprotodontia; Vombatidae. The transcript has 10 exons. Gene Ontology annotation, biological process: lipid metabolic process. Gene Ontology annotation, molecular function: apolipoprotein binding; lipoprotein lipase activity. The coding region runs from base 130 to 1572 and encodes 480 amino acids.
GACUCCUUACUCGGGAGCCCUUCUCCACUUUAAAGGGCAACUUUGCUCUGCCCUGCACCGAGGCUUCCCUAGCCCUCCCCCAGCCCAGCCUGUGCAGUCCAGCGCCAGCUGAGAGGGAAGCGUGCAGAGAUGGAGGGCAAAGCGUUGCUUCUGGUAGUCCUGGGUUUGUGGUUCCAGAGCCUGGCCAUGCCCAGCGGAGGGGUGGCCGCUGCCGCCUCAAACAGAAGAAGAGGAAAUGAGGAUUUUGGAGAUAUUGAAAGCAAGUUUGCACUGAGGACCCCAGAAGAAAUCACAGAAGAUAGGUGCCACCUUGUUCCUGGGGACAUCAAUUCAGUGCGUGACUGUAACUUCAAUCAUAGCAGCAAAACCUUUGUGGUGAUUCAUGGAUGGACGGUGACAGGAAUGUAUGAGAGCUGGGUGCCCAAACUUGUGGGGGCUCUCUUCAAGAGGGAACCAGACUCCAAUGUCAUUGUAGUCGAUUGGCUGAUGAGAGCCCAGCAGCAUUAUCCAGUAUCUGCUGGCUACACAAAGCUGGUGGGACAAGAUGUCGCUAAAUUUAUCAACUGGCUGGCGGAGCAGUUCAACUACCCACUGGACAACGUUCAUCUCUUAGGAUACAGUCUUGGUGCCCAUGCUGCUGGCAUUGCAGGAAGUCUGACAAAUAAGAAGGUUAACAGAAUUACUGGCUUAGAUCCUGCUGGUCCUAAUUUUGAAUAUGCUGAAGCUACCAGUCGCCUUUCUCCAGAUGAUGCCUAUUUUGUAGAUGUAUUGCACACCUUCACUCGAGGAUCGCCUGGCCGAAGUAUCGGAAUCCAGAAGCCAGUGGGGCACGUUGACAUUUAUCCUAAUGGAGGCUUCUUUCAACCAGGAUGUAAUCUUUUUGAUGCUAUUAACCAAAUUGCAACAAAAGGCCUGGGAGAUAUGGAUCAGCUGGUGAAAUGCUCUCAUGAAAGAUCCAUUCAUCUCUUCAUUGACUCCCUACUGAAUGAAGAAAACCCAAGUAAGGCCUACCGCUGCAGUUCAAAGGAAGCCUUUGAUAAGGGGCUGUGCCUGAGCUGUCGGAAGAACCGUUGCAACAAUAUGGGCUAUGAGAUCAAUAAAGUGAGAGCCAAGAGAAGCAGCAAAAUGUACCUGAAAACCCGUUCUGAGAUGCCCUACAAAGUCUUCCACUAUCAGGUGAAGUUACAUUUUCUUGGGACUGAAAGUUUGACUCAAACCAAUCAGGUGUUGCUGCUCUCUCUGUAUGGCACCAUAGCAGAGAGUGAGGAAAUCUCUGUCCCCCUGCCUGAAAUGUCCACCAACCAGACUUACUCCUUCUUGAUUUACACGGAGAUAGACCUUGGAGAGCUACUCAUGGUGAAACUGCAGUGGAAAAGCGAUUCUUUCUUCAGCUGGUCUGACUGGUGGAGCAGCACUGGCUUUGGCAUCCAGAAAAUCAGAGUCAAAGCAGGAGAAACUCAGAAAAAGGUCGUCUUCUGUUCUAGAGAAAAAAUCUCCCAUUUGAAGAAAGGAAAGGAAUCUGUAGUAUUUGUGAAAUGCUAUGACAAAUCACUGAACAAAAAGGCUAUCUGAAACUGUACUAGCCUAAAGGAAGAAGAACUGUACUUAUUCUGCAAGGAAUGAAGCAAAUGAAGAAAGCCGGAUUUUAAACUAAGUCCUAAUGCUUUGGGUGUUUGGAAGUGGAUUCAUCCAAGUAUUUAUGAUGUCAGCUGUAUUAUUAUCAUUAGCUCUUUUUCCUUGUUAGUUAUUAGAAGAGACAGUCUCAGAACAUCCAAAAAACAUCCACCCCCAAACAAAAACCAAAAACAGUAUGUUUAAUUUGAGGAAUACGGUGGCCAAAUAGCACUUGAUCUUAGCUGAAAAAAGAGCCCAUAUUGUGAAAGACAUGAAAUCUGGACCACUGAGAUAAAAUAUGAAUUAUGCCCUACGGUACUAGUCUGUUGUAAAUUUUCCUUAUAUGACAUAUUUUGCUGUUUUCCAACAUGAACACGGAGUAGAACCAAGGGUUUCCUGUGGUUUGCUCACAGCCGAUUCAGACCCAUCUGUUUGCCUGACUAAAAGUCCCCCUGCCCCCACCUUAUUUGAAAGACUCUUGAAGGGACAUGACUCAUGAGACAACCAGGACUAAGUGAACAUAGAGAGAGAAUGACUAAGAAUGUUAAUUAAGAGAAUACUGUACCUUUGAAAACUUCUCACAUAUCCAUCUUCAGCCUGCACUCAAAGGACAUCUCAAAAAGUCUGAUUAGUUUAUUUUUUAUUGGGCUACUUGGUUUAUCUUGAACAAAAUAUAUACAAAAUAUAUAUGUGUGCAUAUAUAUGCAUAUAUAUGUAUCUCCAUGGAUAUAUAUUUGUCCAAAUUUUAUAUUUUAGCAUUAGACCAUAAAGUGAGUCAUUUUUGAAAAUAACCAGUGAAGCCUCUGAUGUCACCCAGAGCUUGAGUGUAGAAGGAAGAUGGCAAGAUUAUUAUGUUACCACCUUUUUUUUUUUUUUACAAAAGUGAAAUUAUUUAGAAUAUGAUGGUUUUGUCCAUUCUGAUGCUGAUUAGAGAGCAUUAGAUGAGAGCUAUUUUCCAAAAAUGCAUUGGGUCAAGCACAUCUCAAUCAGCAUUUUGGAAAUAAAUAAGAGCCUUAAUAAAGAUGAAUCACUCUUUGUUCCUUGGUUCCAAUGAUGGAACCCAAAUUGUCUUUGUGGUCUGUACUCACACAAAUCUCUGAAAAGUCAUUUUCCCUAAAUUGUUCAUUUCUAAUUACAAGUAAAACUAUUAAAAAGUGCUUUUUUUUUUUUUAAAGAAAAUGCUCUGUAUGAGAAAAUGAUGCUUCUGUAUCACCAUAGCCACCUACGAAUGUCACCAAAGGUUUUUAAAAUCAUCAGCACAGAGUUAAUAAACAAUUAUAUAUAAACUAGAUCUCCUUUUUUUUCCCUAAAAAAGCUUUUGUGUACGAUAAGAGAGAAAAGUCAAAAGUACAAAUGGCUGCUGGGGGAUUCAUCCUAUGAACCUUUCCCCUACACCUAGAUAGAUCUCCCCAUAGGAGUUUAUGUUUACCACUCUUAUGAUAUGGCAGGUUAAAAAGAAGCUGAUUCACUGAAUGUCUUAGAAUGGAGACGCUUUGAAAGUUGUAGAGUCUUAGGUCUCCAUUUACCAUCAGGCCUCAGUGAUGUAGGUUAAGGCUGAAGUGGUUAAGAGUUGGUUUGGUUGGGAUGAGUUCUCCACAAAUAAGAGAGUGGGGUGGUUUGCUGCUGGCAUUUGCCUUUACCACUAACCGACUAAUUGGAGCAAAGCCUACUUUUUAGCAAAGACAAAUAAAUUUAAUUUAGAACCUUUAGUCAACUGGUCUGCAGCACUUGGAACUCCAGCUUCUAAGGAUGUCUAUACAUGCAAAAUAUGAUUUGGCUGUAAAUGUUAUUUAUUAGCUGUAAAUAUAUGAGUGUGUGUGCGAGUGUGCAUGUGUGUGUAUGUAAAAGUAGUUUGUAUAUAUUGAUGAAAAUAUCAAGGCUAUCUGCAUUUAUAAACACAAGGUGCUAACUUUGUAAAUACUUUUUAAUAGUGACAUUGUCUCACUGAAGCAAAUUUAGCCUUAAGAAAUAAUGCCGUAGACUGAGCUUUUCAUUAAAGAGAACUUCUUAACUCUGUGAAAAAGUAAAACCUGCUUUUAAUAAAAAUGGACAAAAUUCUA